GCUCCCAACCUUAAAACACAAGUAAUGCAGCUUUAGUGUCUGCAUGCAGACAAAUGUGAGGCACACGGAGGAGAAACACAACCCUAACAGCUGAGUUUAACUCGCUUCGUGCGACGUUACGCAGGAACGUGCCACAGACGCGUGCACGUGACUUCUCUUCCGCCUGUUGCAAUACAUGCUCAUUGUUUUUUAUCAACCUGCAGCUGAUCGCGGACCUGAGCCAACAUGGAGAUUUCAUUUACAGGCAAACGAGCUGUGGUCACCGGAGCAGGAAAAGGGAUUGGAAGGGCCACGGCUCUGGCUCUGGCACGCUGCGGAGCAAAGGUCAUGGCGGUCACACGCACGCAGGCCGACCUCGACAGCCUGGUGCAGGAGUGUGCCUCCAUCAUCCCGGUGUGUGUGGACCUGGCAGACUGGGAGGCCACCGAGUCGGCCCUGCAGGGCGUCGGUCCCAUCGAUCUGCUGGUGAAUAACGCUGCCUGUGCCAACCUGCAGCCGUUUCUGGAGGUGACACCCGACCAGUUUGACCAGUCAUUCAACGUGAAUGUGAAAGCUGUGCUGCACGUCUCCCAGAUAGUGGCUCGUGGUAUGAAGGCCAGAGGAUCGGGAGGCUCCAUUGUCAACGUGUCCAGCCAGGCCUCCCAGUGUGCCCUCAGAGACCAUGCUGUCUACUGUGCCACUAAAGGAGCCCUGGAAAUGCUGACUAAAGUGAUGGCUCUGGAGCUGGGAUCCCACCAGAUCCGUGUGAACAGCGUGAACCCCACAGUGGUGAUGACAGAGAUGGGUCGCCUGGGCUGGAGCGACCCAGAAAAAGCCAAGACCAUGACGUCCCGCAUCCCCCUCGGCCGCUUUGCAGAGGUGGAGGAUGUGGUGAACAGUAUUUUGUUCCUGCUGAGUGAUAAAAGCAACAUGACGAAUGGAGUCGCUCUGCCGGUGGACGGAGGCUUCCUGGCCUGCUGACCAACAUGAGGCGCCCAUCUUCUUAUCACCUCACAGCAUUAUACAAACAGAGGUCAAUUUUAUUUCAGUAAUUAAACUCAGCCAUUGCACAACCAGCCUCUAACUUUCCUUUAUUUGUCCUUAUUU
Molecule: messenger RNA, 1086 nt
Organism: Chelmon rostratus (copperband butterflyfish)
Lineage: Eukaryota; Metazoa; Chordata; Actinopteri; Chaetodontiformes; Chaetodontidae
Gene: dcxr
Product: dicarbonyl/L-xylulose reductase
Exons: 8
Coding region: 226-960 (244 amino acids)
Biological process (GO): glucose metabolic process; xylulose metabolic process
Molecular function (GO): L-xylulose reductase (NADPH) activity; carbonyl reductase (NADPH) activity
Source: RefSeq, a predicted model, not a curated record